Molecule: messenger RNA, 1013 nt
Organism: Ochotona curzoniae (black-lipped pika)
Lineage: Eukaryota; Metazoa; Chordata; Mammalia; Lagomorpha; Ochotonidae
Gene: CMTM7
Product: CKLF like MARVEL transmembrane domain containing 7
Exons: 5
Coding region: 17-550 (177 amino acids)
Cellular component (GO): membrane
Source: RefSeq, a predicted model, not a curated record
CGCUGGGGGCCGCGCGAUGUCGCACGGAGCGGGGCUCGUCCGCACCACGUGCAGCAGCGGCGGCAGCGCGCUCGGACCUGGGGCCGGCGCGGGCCAGCUGGGGCGCGCCGGCCCCUCGGAGGGGCUGCUGGACCACGGCUACCCCCGCACCCUCGCGGCCCUGCUCAAAGUGGCGCAGAUGGUCACUCUGCUCAUUGCCUUCCUGUGCGUGCGGAGCUCCCCUGGGACCCACUACAGUGCCUACAAUUUCUUUGAAGUGGUCACCAUGUGCGACUUGAUCAUGAUACUGGCCUUCUACCUGGUCUACCUCUUCCGCCUCCACCGAGUGCUCACCUGUAUCAGCUGGCCCCUGUCGGAACUCCUGCACUAUUUAAUUGGCACCCUGCUCCUCCUCAUCGCCUGUAUCGUGGUCGCCUCCAGGAGGGACAGCCACAGCAGCCUGGUGGCUGGAACGGUCUUCGGCUUCAUGGCCACCUUCCUGUGUACAGCCAGCGUGUGGCUGUCCUACAAGAUCUCCUGUGUGCUGCAGUCCACAGAUCCAGCUGUCUGACAAGACCACAAGCCCCCGCACUGGGGGCUCUGCAGCACGUGUGGCCAGCAGCCAGGAGGUCUGGCAGCCCCAGGCAAGACUUCUGGACAGUUCCUGUGCUCAACUCCUAGCCGGGCCGGCAGGUGCCAGGGAGCUGGACCUGCAGCUUCCUCCUCCGCUGGCCGGAGCCGCUGGAGAACAUUCCCAUGGAAAUCCACUGUCCUCACUCCCACCUCGGAGUGCCAACAGCACAGGGAUCCUGGGGCAUCCGACAGGCCCCUAGUCUCCUCCGCAGGCCUUAGAGGCAGGAAAUCCUCCUGUGAAAGCCCUGGUCCCUCCGGCUGGACCCCAGGCCCGAACUCACCUGGGCCAGGAGUGAGGCGUGCAGUGUGGCCUGCCUACCCACACAAAGACGUCUCAACUCCUUUCCUUGUCUCUGUAUUUGUGGACUUGAUGUGUUUUUCAUUGUGUUUUUUGUUUUGUU